AGUCACUUGACUUGAAUUUGACUGACGUUUAUACAAUUUUUCCCUAGCUUGAUCGUUGCUCUUGUUUUCUCUCCGUCGUCGUCGUCUCCGCAAAGGAAGAAAAAAUAAUUUGUUUUCCUACUUUUUCCGAAUACAGUGUGAUUGUUUUUCUUUUUUCCUCCAUAAACAAACUUAAACAACAUUAUCAUCGUGAAAACUAAAAACAAUUUGGAAAUAAUUAGGUAAAAUUCAAUUCAAUCUCGAACGAGACCAGAUAAUGGCAUCCUUCUUCAAUGUGGGAGGCUUGGGCGGAAACCCUUUUUCCACCCCUGUCGGACAAAGAAUUGAACAAGCUACAGAUGCAGUACUCGCCUCCGAGAAUUGGGCUCUUAACAUGGAAAUAUGCGAUAUGAUAAAUGAGUCUUCCGACACAGCCCGAGAUGCCAUGAAAGCAAUUCGUCGGCGUCUAACCCAAAAUGCUGGUAAAAAUUAUCAAGUCAUCAUUUUCACACUAACAGUUCUAGAAACUUGUGUGAAAAAUUGUGGCAAAGCAUUUCAUGUGCUUGUUGCACAAAAAGAAUUCAUUCAAGAGCUGGUCAAAUUAAUUGGACCAAAAAAUGAUCCUCCCGCUAUUGUGCAGGAGAAAGUUUUAAGUUUGAUUCAAAUUUGGGCUGAUGCUUUUAAAAAUCAACCAGAAUUGAUUGGAGUUAAUUUAGUUUAUCAAGAACUCAAAAAUAAAGGAAUCGAAUUCCCAAAUACCGAUUUAGAUGCAAUGGCACCAAUUUAUACACCACAAAGGAGUGUUCCAGAGCCACCACCAGUUUCGCAUCAACAUCAACCAACUUCUCCACAACAUGUUGGCGCUCCACAACCGGGAGUAACUCUAAGUGGGCCAACUGUCCUCACACCAGAGCAGACAACGAAAUUGCAAUCAGAGUUGGAAGUUGUAGGCUUUAGCAUGUCGAUUUUGGGUGAGAUGUUAAACGAGUUGAAGCCUGGUGAAGAAGAUCCAGAAGAUUAUAAAUUGUUUACUGAUUUAACACAUACUUGCAAAGAAAUGCAAGGAAGAGUUGUAGAGUUAAUUGGAAGAAUAAGCAACGAUGAAAUCACCGCGGAAUUGCUGCGUUUAAAUGAUGAGUUAAAUAAUUUGUUCUUGCGUCAUCAAAGAUAUGAGAAAAACCGUGCCCCCAAUGGAACUGGUACAACAUCACCAUCGGCAAUUUUAGGAGCAGCUAUUGGUGUCCCAAGCCCUUCGGCAGCAAAAGAUCCAGCAAAAGAAAGUCUUAUCGAUUUAAGUGAUACCGCAAGUGGAACAGAUUUGUUAGGCACAGAGUUCUCCAAACUUGAUGUGGGUUCUGGAUCUACACAAAAAGUUAACGAUGUUCCACCACCUGUAGGAAUCAAAGCAUCAGCAGUUCCACCACCAGCAGAUGAAUUCGAUAUGUUGGCUCAAUCUCGCAAACAAAGUUCCGAAAUUAUAAGUAAAACUGGUAUUUUAAAGGACAUUCCAUCAGUAGACGCCACAACGGGCAGCGUCGGCUCACCAUUAAAAAAACCACCCAUGGAGGGGGUAAGUAAACUACCACCAAAAGAGAGUGAAUUCGAUGAAAUGGAGGCGUGGUUAAGCAAUUCUAAAGAAAACGAAGGACCUGAAGAAACUCUUACCAGCACCGAAUUUGACAAGUUUCUAGCUGAAAGAGCAGCAGCAGCCGAAAGCCUGCCUUCCGUAGCAUCACCCGGCAGCGAUGAUUCCUCCAAUAAUAGUCGCAAAAAGAAAUCAUCAAAGAAAGAAGACGAAAAUCUUCUUGCCCUUUGAAGUGAUAAAUUAUCAUGAAGAUGAUGAUAAUCCUCGUUGAUGAUGCUUUCAAUAUAUAAUAUUAAACUUUAUAUUUAACAAAAUAAUACUUUUAACAUUUAAGUAAAAGAAAAAAAAAUAAAAAA
This is a messenger RNA of Eupeodes corollae, 1920 nucleotides long. Its product is annotated as TOM1-like protein 2. The coding region runs from base 257 to 1795 and encodes 512 amino acids. Gene Ontology annotation, cellular component: endosome; membrane. The transcript has 10 exons. Gene Ontology annotation, molecular function: ubiquitin binding; phosphatidylinositol binding; clathrin binding. The record is from RefSeq and is a predicted model, not a curated record. NCBI's taxonomy places the organism in Eukaryota, Metazoa, Arthropoda, Insecta, Diptera, Syrphidae. Gene Ontology annotation, biological process: signal transduction.